This is a messenger RNA of Hevea brasiliensis (rubber tree), 1185 nucleotides long. RefSeq lists its product as uncharacterized. The coding region runs from base 194 to 835 and encodes 213 amino acids. The record is from RefSeq and is a predicted model, not a curated record. NCBI's taxonomy places the organism in Eukaryota, Viridiplantae, Streptophyta, Magnoliopsida, Malpighiales, Euphorbiaceae. The transcript is spliced from 2 exons.
UUACCAGGGUUAGCACGCCUCGUGGUUUUACUAUGUUGAUGAGAAUAAUUUGGGUUUCUGAAAUGUGCUCCUGAAAUGACAUCAGGAGCCCAAACCGUAAAAACGGAAAAUCUGCUUCAACACAACCUUGGAACCCGCGAGAAGAGUGAAGAGAAAAAGAAAAAGUAUUUCCAUUUUCAUUUCAUCUCCCUCCAUGGAAGAGGAUACUGAGGUUCUUUCCGGUGGUCUCAAGGACUGGAAUGACCUCCGACCCUUUAAUCUUGAUUCCCCGCCAACCCUCAAAACCUAUUCAAAACAAUGGUCUAUGGUUGUUAUUAGAGAGUCCUCCCAUGAGAAUCACGGCGACGAUGAUUUCUCCAUUUUCCCUCCAUGUAACCAUGAGAAUCUCGUUCCCUGUCAUUUCAAUCAACAACCAAAAAACCAACCACCCCCUCCCCCGUCCUUGCCUUCGUCUCCUUUGUCAUUUCUUCCUACCGAUUUUGACCCUUCACCAUCGCCAUCGGAGUCUGCCUUCUUGCCCAAUUGGUGGGACUUUGCUCGUAAGAUCUUGCGUUCGAGAAUCGCUAAUAUUGGGUCCUACUUUGGAUCUAAUAAUAGUUAUAAUAAAAGUUCGUUUUGGACAUUUGGAAAUGUUGCUUUGGCGGUGACGGUGGUCUUGUGGUGCUUGUGUGUGCGAGUAAGGCGGCAGAGGCGGAGGAGAAAGAUUGUGGAGCAUUUGAUGCAGAUUAUCAGUGAGAAAGAUAAGAAGAUUAUGCAGCUCCUGAAUCAAAUCGCUCAAAUGAACGAAGUACUGCUAACUAGACACAAAGUUUUGGCUUCAAAACUGGCUGAUUAAUGGAUGUUGAUUCAUUGGCAAUUCUUUUUGUUGCCUGCUGCAUUGUUGCUAGCGAGCCAAAGCAUUUGAAGUUGACAAUACCUAGAUCCUCUUUUGAGCCUAAUUCUUGGUGUAGUAGUUGAACAGCGCAAAAUGCCAAUAUGGCGGACCACAAAGGUUUGCAUUGCAAUCAACAGAAUGGAAGAUGUAGCUAAGCAAAGGAGCACCAUUUUGGCUGUCGAGGAUAGGAAAAUAUCUGAUGUUUCAAGCCAUCUGAAUAUGUUUGUAGAUUCUUAUUCUUUGUCCAUAAUUCUGUACCUGGAUUGACAUAUUUAGUGUAGUUUAAUGGGGCUUCAUGAUUUGUGAUUUUA